AUGAGCGAGUCCAAGGACAAGUACUUCUUCUUGCAUGAAGAAGGCCCUCCAGGCUACGUCGGUGGCUCUGGACGCGGUGCGCAAGGUUUCACAACCCGUUCAGAUAUCGGCCCAGCCCGCUCCACAGAACGGUACGUGGUUAUGCCACUCGCGGGUGGCGAGGCAAAGGAGGAAAACCUGAACGAGUCCAACUACGACGAGUUCAGCGGGUACGGUGGCAGCUUGUUCAGCAAGGGCAGCUACGACAGCGAGGACCGCGAGGCAGACCUGAUCUACGACGCCGUUGACAAGCGCCAGGACGAGCGCAGGCGACAGCACCGCGAGCAGCGCGAACGCGAGGAGCUCUUGAAAUACCGCCAGGAGCGCCCAAAGAUCCAGCAGCAGUUCUCCGACCUCAAGCGCGAUCUUUCGUCAGUCUCUGAGGAGGAGUGGGACAAGAUUCCGGAUGCGGCCGAUAUUGGCAAGAAGCUGAAGCGGGCAAAGCGACAGACACAGGAGCGGUUCACACCCGUCCCAGACUCCCUCGUCGCUGGCGUACGUUUCGUUUGGCAGCACAGCUCACUGGAUGUGCGGCAGCAGAAAUAUGGUGGUCUGCAGACGCCGCUGCCGGGAACACAGACCCUCAAGCCAGGUGCAGUGCUCGUGGUCGCGGUGGUGUUGAGGGGCGAUGUGGAUAUGAUGGAGGUCGGUGCUGCGCGUGGCACCCUGAUGCGCAUGAACCUGGACCAGGCGUCCGACUCCGUGUCUGGCCAGACGGUCGUCGACCCAAAGGGAUACCUCACCGACCUCAACUCCCUCACCCCGUCCUUCAGCGGCGACAUUGGUGAUGUGAAGAAAGGGCGAAUGCUGCUGGCGGCCGUGCGAAAGACAAACCCGAAGCACGGCCCUGCGUGGAUUGCGUCAGCGCGAUUGGAGGAGGAGGUCGGGCGCAUCCAGACGGCGCGCAACCUGAUCAUCAAGGCAACAGAGAAGUGCCCGAAGAACGAGGACAUCUGGCUGGAAGCCAUCCGCCUGCAGCCGCCAGAGCAGGCCAAGGCCGUGGUGGCGCAGGCCGUGGCUGCCGUGCCAUCCUCCGUCAAGCUGUGGAUCAAGGCUGCGGACCUCGAGUCGGACGUCAAGGCGAAGCGCCGCGUGCUCAGAAAAGGGCUUGACACGAUCCCCGACUCUGUGAAGCUGUGGAAGGCUGCGGUCGACCUUGAGUCGCCGUCCGACGCGUGCAUCCUCCUUGGCCGCGCGGUCGAGUGCUGCCCGCAGAGCGUGGACCUGUGGCUCGCCCUCGCCCACCUCGAGACAUACGACAACGCGCGUAAGGUGCUCAACCGCGCGCGUAAGGCCAUUCCCACGGAGCGCGCCAUCUGGAUUGCCGCCGCCAAGCUUGAGGAGACGGCGGGCAACGAGGCAAACGUGGGGCGGCUCAUCAGCCUCGGUAUCAAGUCCCUCCAGGGUAACAUGGUCGAAAUCAACAGGGACUUGUGGCUGGCGGAUGCGAAGGCGUGCGACAAGAGCGGGCAUGUGCAGACGUGCCAGGCGAUUGUGCGUGAGGUCAUCAACAUCGGCGUUGAGGACGAAGACAGGCUGGAGACGUGGCUGGAGGAUGCAGAGUCGUUUGUCAAGGACGAGGCAUACAACGCGGCGCGCGCCGUGUAUGCGCACUGCCUGACGGCGUUCCCUGCCAACGAGGACCUGUGGGAGCAGGUUGCAUUCUUUGAAAAGGAGCACGGCACACGCGAGAGUCUGGACGAGCACCUUCGCAAGGCCGUCAAGUACUGCCCACAGGCGGAGACGCUGUGGCUGAUGGGCGCCAAGUCUGCGUGGCUCGGAGGCAACGUGCCCGCUGCCCGCAACAUCCUGCUGCACGCGUUCACGGCCAUCCCGAACAACGAGGACAUCUGGCUGGCUGCCGUCAAGCUUGAGUCUGAGAACAACGAGCACCAGCGUGCGCGCGGGCUGCUGGAGCGAGCGCGACGUGAGGCCGGCACUGCACGCGUGUGGAUGAAGUCUGCGCGGCUGGAAUGGGUGCUGGGCAACCUUGACGCGGCGAGCGAGAUGCUGGCGGAUGCGGUGAAGCUGCAUCCGACGGCGCCCAAGCUGUGGAUGAUGCGCGGGCAGAUUAGCGAGCAGCAGGACAAGGUGGAGGACGCACGACAGUUUUAUGCGCAGGGCGUGAAGAACUGCCCCGACUCCAUCCCGCUGUGGAUCCUCUCGGCAAGGCUCGAGCUCGCAGCAGGCCAAGCGACGCGUGCGCGUGCCAUCCUUGAGCGCGGGCGCCUGAAGAAUCCGCACUGCCCCGAGCUGUGGCUGGAGUCCGUGGACAUUGAGCGGCAGCUGGGACAGCCCGAGGUGGCCACCGCCAUCAUGGCAAAGGCGCUCCAGGACUGCCCCAACUCCGGGCUGCUGUGGAGCGAGGCCAUCUUCAUGGAGCCACGCCCCCAGCGCAAAACCAAAUCCCUCGACGCCCUGAAGCGCUGCGAGAACGAUGCACGUGUGCUGCUUGCGGUUGCCAAGCUGCUGCUGUCCGACCGCCGCAUCACAAAGGCGCGCCGCUGGUUCAACCGCACCGUCAAGCUCGACCCGGACUACGGCGACGCGUGGGCGGCGUACUACAAGUUUGAGCAGCUGCACGGGGACGCGAGCAAGCAGGAGGACGUGUUGAAGCACUGCAUUGCUGCGGAGCCACGACACGGGCCCAUCUGGCAACGCGUCGCAAAGGCACCACACAACUGGGGGAAAUCGCAGGAGGAAAUUCUUAAACUUGUCGCCCGCGAAACCAAAUUCUAUUGA
Messenger RNA from Salpingoeca rosetta, 2781 nucleotides. Its product is annotated as PRP6 pre-mRNA processing factor 6. Gene Ontology annotation, molecular function: protein binding. The record is from RefSeq and is a predicted model, not a curated record. NCBI's taxonomy places the organism in Eukaryota, Choanoflagellata, Craspedida, Salpingoecidae. Gene Ontology annotation, cellular component: U4/U6 x U5 tri-snRNP complex; catalytic step 2 spliceosome. The coding region runs from base 1 to 2781 and encodes 926 amino acids. The transcript has 13 exons. Gene Ontology annotation, biological process: spliceosomal tri-snRNP complex assembly; mRNA splicing, via spliceosome.